Hibiscus syriacus is the source of this 1165-nucleotide messenger RNA. RefSeq lists its product as uncharacterized. Bases 80 to 970 code for a protein of 296 amino acids. The transcript has 7 exons. The record is from RefSeq and is a predicted model, not a curated record. NCBI's taxonomy places the organism in Eukaryota, Viridiplantae, Streptophyta, Magnoliopsida, Malvales, Malvaceae.
UUCUCUUCACAUACGAAUUGAUCGGACCAAAUUAUUCAGUUAAUAAGAAGAAGAAAAAUACACAAUACCAAUCAUCGCGAUGGGUUUCAAGAUAUUUGUGGUGGCGAUGAUGGUGGGUUUCGUUGCAGCGGCGCAGAUUUCAGCGGCAUCCACUGUUCCCGCUUUUCUAUGGUCUCCGGUCUUAUCCAACAAUGAAUUGAAGGAAUCUGUAAAUUAUCAGAUCAUGUCUCCUAAGGAUCUAGCUAACUCUGUUCUCUCUCAAGGGGGUUGGUCUGACUUACUGUUGCACUCUUCAGAUGUUGCAGGAAGCAAACAUGUGGAUCCGGCUCUUUUGAACUUGCUUAAGGCCUCUUUUACCAGGUCCAACUUCUCAUUGGCAUUUCCAUAUGUAGCUACCUCUGAAGAGGAAACAAUGGAGAAUUUGUUGGUUUCAAGUUUUAAGGAAGCUUGUGGGCAUGGUUUGGGAAUCAGUAAUGUUGCAUUUUCAGAAUCAUGCUCUAUAGAGGGUGGCGGUUUCCAGAAACUUGGAAACUUGCAUUCGAUCCAUGAUCAUCUAGUUUCAAGGAUGGAACAGAGAACAAAGGGGGAGACCGAUUUGGUUGUUCUAUGCCAUGGAGGCUUUCAAUCUCUGAAAGAACUUGACCAACCAUUCCCCGAGAGCGAGAUUUUGAAUGAAGUUAUGAGUUCAGUGGAGCAAUCCGGGGCUAAAUAUGCAGCUCUUUAUGUUUCUGAUCCUUUUAAAUCCACCCACUAUCCCGGAUAUAAAGAGCUUGAAAGGUUUCUUGUUGAAGAUAAUCCCAAGAAUGCUUCAGCCAGUGGUCAAAUCUGUGAUGAGGUUUGCAAGCUAAAAUCGUCACUCCUAGAGGGAGUUUUAGUUGGACUCGUGUUGCUUUUAAUUUUAGUGUCGGGUCUUUGCUGCAUGAUGGGCAUCGAUACGCCAACAAGAUUCGAGGCGCCACAAGAUAAUUGAUUGUCUAUUUGGUGCAACCGAGCGUCUUUAUUUUGCAAUAAGGCUUUCGUCCUUAAUGAUAUCUAGGAGUUUGUUCUUUGAAACUGCACAAGACCGUCAUCUAUGGCCUUAAACAAGCACCACUAGCUGGGUAUCGAGAGAUAAGUAGUUUUCUGCUUCAAUAUGAUUCAGAACUCAGUUUCAUAUGUCUGUUUA